Impatiens glandulifera is the source of this 2620-nucleotide messenger RNA. RefSeq names its product putative SWI/SNF-related matrix-associated actin-dependent regulator of chromatin subfamily A member 3-like 1. The record is from RefSeq and is a predicted model, not a curated record. Gene Ontology annotation, molecular function: nucleic acid binding; zinc ion binding; hydrolase activity, acting on acid anhydrides, in phosphorus-containing anhydrides. The coding region runs from base 49 to 2481 and encodes 810 amino acids. Lineage: Eukaryota; Viridiplantae; Streptophyta; Magnoliopsida; Ericales; Balsaminaceae. The transcript has 3 exons.
AAUCUUCACCGGAACUUUUACGCUUUCCUUUUCUCAGUCCAAGAAAUUAUGGAAGAGAAUGGCCGUCAUCCGAAUACACUGAACAACUCCGACGAAGACACUGAAAGCCCUCUUGAUUCUCAAUCAGGGUAUGAGAAGUACCUGCUUGGAUUCGUAUUAUGCCAAAUCGUAGGUAUUAAGCAUUACAAUGGAAAAAUCAGCGGCAGGGAGAUGGUGGCUUUGGUAAGAGAGCCUCUGAAUGCUUUCGACCCCAACGCGAUUAAGGUACUCAAUACGCGGAUUAUUCAGGUGGGUUAUAUAGAGAAGAUAAUCGCGUCUGUUCUUGCACCGCUAAUCGACCAGAAUCUGAUUACAGUCGAAGGCAUCGUUCCCAAUUUUGCGAAGGGAGGAGUUGCGAAAUUUAAACUCCCGGUUCAAGUGCACAUCUUCACGCGACGUGAGGAGUUCAACACGGUUCGAUCAGAACUUUCGAGAUGUGGGUUACAGUUAAUAUCUCAAAAUGAUGCUGGGUUUGGCUUGUCUGAGGCGGUAGUGGUGAUGGAGAGAAGUAAAGGGAAGAUACUGCAACAGGUGGAUGAGAUAUUCAAACUGGUGAACGAGGAAAUAAGGAAGAGAGCGCUAGAGAAAUUGGAACCGCCACAUGAUAUAAUCAAAUCGGAACUCCUCCCUCAUCAGAAAGAAGGUUUGGGAUGGUUAGUUUACAAAGAAACUUCAAACGAAUUGCCUCCUUUUUGGGAGGAGAAAGAUGGGCUUUAUGUUAAUGUAUUGACAAACUAUCAGACCAGUACGCGUCCCCAUCCUUUGCGAGGCGGAAUCUUAGCAGAUGAUAUGGGAUUGGGUAAAACUCUAACUUUACUUUCUUUGAUUGCUUUCGAUAAACAACCAACUAAAAAUUCAAGAAAGAGACAGAAGGUAGAAAAGAAGAGUUUGAAAACAACUCUGGUUGUUUGUCCUCCAUCUGUAAUUUCAACAUGGGUAACUCAAUUAGGAGAUCAUACCAAACCAGGAAGCAUGAAGAUGUAUAUGUAUUAUGGUGAAAGAACUGAUGAUCCUAAAGAACUUCAAAAAUAUGAUAUUGUUUUAACAACAUAUGCAACUCUAGUUUCUGAAGAAACUUGGGAAGAAUCACCCAUAAAGAAGAUUGAAUGGUGGCGGCUUGUAUUGGACGAAGCACAUGUAAUUAGGAAUUACAAAACUCAACAGAGUCGCGUUGUUGCUAACCUGAAUGCUAAGAUGAGGUGGGCUGUCACCGGAACACCAAUACAGAAUGGGUUUUUUGAUUUGUUUGCUUUCAUGACCUUUUUAAGAUUCGAGCCAUUUUCAAUAAGAUGCUAUUGGAGGAGGUUGAUUUCCAGACCACUUGCUCAAGAAUUUCAAUUGGGACUCACUCGUUUGCAGACUUUGGUAGCAACAUUGAGUUUGAGGAGAACAAAAGAAGGAAGCUUAGAUGGAUUGCUGCCAGAGAAGUCCAUAGAGACUUGCUUUGUUGAACUUUCUUCUGCAGAAAGAACGUUGUACGAUCAGUUGGAAGCUGAAGCAAGGGUUGUUGUCUCAAGCUAUAUUAGUCCAAGUAGAGUAACAAACAAUUAUAUGAAUGUACUCAGUGUAAUCUUACGCCUACGCCAGAUUUGUAUAGAUGUCGCAAUGUGCCCUGCAGAUCUCAAACUGUUGCUCCCAUCUGAAAUAGAAGAUGUGAAGAACAAACCAGAAUUACUAAAAAAGAUGGUUGCAUUUUUACAAGAAGGGGAGGAUUUUGAUUGUCCCAUAUGUAUGUGUCCGACAACAAACAUGAUCAUCACGUGUUGUGCCCACUUAUUUUGUAAAGCCUGCAUCUUGAAAACACUAAAGGAUACUAGACGCGCUUGUCCAAUGUGCCGUCACCCUUUAUCAGAAUCAGAUCUCUUUUCGGCUCCCCAAGAUGUCUCAGACAACAAUGGGCCUAUUAAGGUUCCGAAUUCCAAGUUGUCGUCAAAGGUUUCUCAACUGCUAAAACUUCUAAUCGAAUCUAGAAACGAGAACCCUUCAAGGAAAUCGGUUAUCUUUUCCCAGUUUAGGAAAAUGUUGAUAAUGCUUGAAGAACCGUUGAGAGAGGCCGGUUUUAAGUUCUUACGUUUGGAUGGGUCUAUGAAUGCGAAAAAGAGAGGCGAGAUUAUAAAAGAGUUCUCGAUGGUGGGCGGGGCGACGGUUUUGCUUGCGAGUUUGAAAGCUUCGGGUGUGGGAAUAAAUCUGACGGUUGCUUCUCGUGUGUAUUUUCUUGAACCGUGGUGGAACCCUGCAGUGGAGGAGCAAGCCAUGGAUCGGGUUCAUAGGAUUGGACAGACCGAGAAGGUUAAGGUUGUUCGACUGAUUGCGAAAAAUACCAUAGAAGAGAGGAUGGUGAAGUUACAAGAGGUUAAGAAGGAUGGUGCUAGAGAAGCAUUUCAAGAUGGAGGGGGGAGAAUUAAGAAUGAUCAUAUUCGAUUGCUAUUCUCGUUAAAAUGAGAAUUAGAAGUUGGCCCUUUUGAUAUUUUGCCUUAUGUGAGACUCUUUCUUUGGUAACUUGAAACAUGAAAACUAAUGGACUGAAGUCUCUUUUUUUUGUUGUUGUCUUUUUAUCUUGGAUGGGGAGAUAGUUGAAUGA